AUGAAGCACGGCAUUUGGUCCGAAGACGAGCACGACCGCUUCCUUCUCGCCAUCAAGGAGUUUCCUCGCGGUCCGUGGGGCUUCAUCGCCUCAGCUGUCGGUACGCGCUCUGUCCGGCAAGUGCAGACUCACACACAGAAAUACUACGAGAAGAUUAUGCGGAGAGUGCGUGGCCUGCGCAAGGAUCGCAAGACGUGGGCACGUGUCGAGCACCGCAUCGACGACGACGUGCUCACAUUUUGCGAGUUCAUGAAGAGCAUGGGCAGCAACAAAGUCAUGGUGAGCGACCCAGACGCCCUCAAGAUCAACACCAAAGUGGCCGUGUCUCCGCCUUCCAGUACCGACUCCAGUCCGUGCACCAGCCCAUUGCAGCUCCGCCUCAGCCUUGAAGAAGAACCAGAGGAGGAGCUCGACGCAACCGAACAAUCACUGGCCGCCAGUACACUGGAUUUACCCCCGCUUGAAGAGGCGCUUGAUUUCCUCAUAAAAAUUAUGGAACAAUGA
This is a messenger RNA of Phytophthora infestans T30-4, 504 nucleotides long. RefSeq names its product myb-like DNA-binding protein, putative. Lineage: Eukaryota; Oomycota; Peronosporomycetes; Peronosporales; Peronosporaceae. The record is from RefSeq and is a predicted model, not a curated record. Bases 1 to 504 code for a protein of 167 amino acids. The transcript has a single exon.